Molecule: messenger RNA, 6285 nt
Organism: Megalops cyprinoides (Indo-Pacific tarpon)
Lineage: Eukaryota; Metazoa; Chordata; Actinopteri; Elopiformes; Megalopidae
Product: neurite extension and migration factor-like
Exons: 4
Coding region: 406-4593 (1395 amino acids)
Biological process (GO): negative regulation of cell-cell adhesion mediated by cadherin; negative regulation of neuron migration; negative regulation of cell adhesion mediated by integrin
Cellular component (GO): nucleus
Source: RefSeq, a predicted model, not a curated record
AUCAAGCACCCCACUGUAGAUGGUUGAACAACCGAACCACCGGCGCCAUGAAUUAGGAAUACGUAUGAGUACGACCAGCAUGUGUCCGCUGUAAAUCCAGAAAAUCACAUGGAGAACGGAAUGGCUGAGUCCCUGUUUAUUUCGUGGAAUACGAAAAAAUCUGUAAUAUAAAAUGGAGUGGUAGUGGGAGAGAAGCGCGCUGUCUCCAUUACCGAGAGGCGCGUCCACCUGCUGAUAGUGGAAGUCCGGGUUUGGAAAACAUGGAGAAGUCUCAGCAUUAAGGAAAAAGACAAAUUUCCCAUCAUAUAAAAAGAGACGGGGAAGUGAGAUCCUGGCGACGGGAAUAGUAUUAAGAGGUUGAACAGUGGUAAUGAUGCAUGGAAGGAAAAGAACCAGGCCAUAUUGAUGGAUGUUCUACAGGAAACCAACCUUGCUGUGCCGGCCCAAAACCUCACACAAGUCAACGGGGCGGAUGAGAGAGGAACACAUGAACAUGGAGGUAAUCUGAAGCCUUACGCUGCUGCAGAUGCUGCUGUGCCUCUCCCUUCAUCUGCUGCUGAAGCAAAUGCACAAAGAGGAAGCCAGGAGUGCCAGAGAGCUGCGCUGACCCCACCCUCUCCGCUGAGUCUGAAUGAGCAUGCUGUCCCAGAUGAGUCCUCCACCCAUGCCAUCUCCCUCACCUCCUGCACCACCAAAGUCGUGAGUCCCUGGUCAAUGCCUGAGGACUGCGACAAGGCGCCCUUCCCCAUGAUGGUGCCAGGAGGCAUCUCAAACCUAACAGGGGACUGCCUGAUGCAGCCAAGCCGCACCUGCCUUGGCUGCUUCAUUGAGACCAAGGACACUCCAGACUCAGAGCCCGAGAUCAAUUUGAAAAUGGGAGACAUGAGCCGGGAGUAUGACCCCUGCUCCAUCCCCGACAUAGGCAUGCAGUGUAUGAGCUCCGGAGACAGCAGCCGUUUUGGUGACCAGCUCCUGUCUGACCAGCUCCUCAGCUAUCCUGAGCACAAAGUCAGGGAAAUGGAGAAGAGGGACACUGAAAAGUCAGACAGUGACUCUGAGGACCCCACGUCCAAAAGCAUUUAUGAGGGCCUGCUUCUGGACAAGUGCAACGGUGAGGAGGCACUUCUGACGAAUCCUAGUCAGGACUGGGGCUGUUUUGAGUCCUUCAUCAGCGAAAGCAAGAUGGAGCUGCUGGACCUCUGCUCCAAGAAUGAGCUUUCCGUUAACCUCUUCUCAGAAGAGGAUGUUGACAACUACAUGUUUGACGAUGAUGACGACUCCACGCUAAGCAGCGAUGUGUGUUCCCUUAAGAUCCGCUACGAAUCUUUCCAGGACAAUGUGCGGGAGAAGACUAAUGCCCUCCAGGAGGAGGCCCAGUUCAACUUCUUUCCAAGUGUCCUGGUAAACUAUGCCAAGAAGGAAGGCGGAGCCAUCAGGAAGAACACAGAUGGGGUGCAGCUUAAGGGUGAUGAUGUCAACCUCUGGGGGUCUGAGGACAAGGGAGACAAGAGUGGCAUCUCUGCUGAUGGCACACCGGAUGUUAGCUCUGAAAGUAACUACUUGUUUGAUUCCAACACCUCCACUGAAGACUCUGGUGAGUACAGCGAUGACAGCUCCUGCACUGGUUCCUCCUAUGACACUCUACGGGAGGCCAAGGGCAGCCACCGUUUCCUGUCCAGAGAGAAUUCCAGCUCCUCCAGUCAGCUGAACUAUGGACUCCGUGCGAAGAGAAAAGUCAGAUACAGUGAGGACUACUUAUAUGAUGUUGAUUCUAUUGAGAGUGAAAGGAACACGGAGAAACGCGAAAAGCAGCCAUCUGGUCCAAAAGAGGAGGAGGACGACGACUGGUGUCCAAAGAAGAGGCGAAAAUCUUCUCGCAAGGAGCCUCCAGUGGUUAUAAAAUACAUCAUCAUCAAUAGGUUCAAAGGAGAGAGACACAUGCUGGUGAAAGCAAGGAAAAUUGACCCAACAGACAUGACAGUUAGCUUAAAUGAGGACUUGCUGCAGAAGUAUGAAAAAUUAGCUCCUCUGAAGGAAUACUGGCAGAAGAGGCAGCAGGAAAGGCAGGAGCGAUGUAGGCUGGCACUGGGAGAUAAACACAAAUUUUGCCUGAACGGUUGUAGACGUUCCUUUAGUUCUAGUCCCCCAAAACGGAAAUACAAGAUUGCAAAUAGACUCAGGAUUCAAAGAAUUCAAACUGUGGAGCAAUCACCAAACAAGCAGGGCCCCUGUUCCUCUGAUCACAAACAAGAAGGCAGCACGGAAGGUGAGGCAGCCAUCACAAAUGUGCCAUUAACAACAGCAGCCUCCAGCCACACAAGCAGAUUAGACCAAAGUGACAUCAUGGACACUGGAACAGUAAACAGCAGAUCACAGGAAAGGGAAGAUAAGAGAACUGGAAACAAAAUUGUGAGAAUAAGGAAAUUUAGAAGUGAAGCCAGACUAAGGAGCAAAAAAAUAAAAUGCAUGCAAGAGGAUAGCAAAAGCAUGAAAAACCUACCAGGGAUUUGUCCCGUAUUAGAAAACCAGAACAGUGUCAGGGAUGUAAUAGAUACUACGGUUGACUCUGCUGCAAGCAAAAAAUGCAGCGCUGAUUCCAAUGAAAAAUCAGCUUUUAGACCAGCCACCUGCUCUCCUGACAAAGGCACGCCAUCUGUAAAUGUGGCUGCAAGUGUAUCAGUUGUUCCUGGAGGGUAUCUUCAGACACUGCUAGAUGCAUCUGAAUCAUCGAGUAGCACAGGAAUCUCUUACUUCCCUCAGCAGCAUUCCAGGCAGUAUCCACUUGGUGUUUCCCCAGAGGAGAAGCAGUUUGCUUCUCUCCAGCUUGCCCAAAGCUGUGUGCUCUCGCCUCCCUCUGAAUCUGAGCUCCAGCAAUCACCCCAGAACUGCACAAACCAGAUGGAGGCAAAUUUCACCCAAAUGUGGCAUACGGAGUCUGGUUCCAACCAGCCACCAUUUGAACCUGACAUUCCUGAGUCCACUAUUUUGCCUAAUGGCUUCAGUGGCCCCAUGCCUAUGUCUUUGGCGGACAAUAUGGCCUUCUCGGAAUAUAGUCAGGUCAAUCUGGAUGGCAACAGGGUGGUAUAUGAAAAGAAUGAUAUACCUGAGCAGCCUCUUCAGCCGAAUGCAGACUAUCAGGCAUGCCGAGCAUCAGGCGGGGAGGGAAAUUUAACAUUUCAGAGAGGCGUCCUCAACACAGACAAUGGGAGACUGAUCAGUUUUGAUUCAGUGGGCUCACUGUCAGCCUCUUCCAGCAAUUACAGCUCUCUAAGUUUAAAGUCCUGUGAAAAGGACACUGAAGAUGACAUGAAUGACAACUUCUUGGCCCACUGCAGUCCGAAACUAGUGAUCCAGCAAAGUGUUGAUGAAAUUACUCCCCUGAGGGAGUCCACAGACCUGCUGGACAUCUCUAACUUCACUCCAGAUAAGUUUCGGCACUCGUCCCUGUCCGAGAUGUCACCCCCAGACACGCCCAAUUUGUCUCCUCAAGUGACAGGGCCAGAAAUGAAGGGAGGAGGGAAAGCCAAGGAUUUCCAAGAUGCCAGUGAAGUGGCACUGGGAAGUACAGCAGAGAUGAAGUGGGACUGCAGUGCCAUGCCACCGCAGGUGCAACAUGGCAGGACUUUUACAGUGGACAGCCAUCAGUUCCAGUUCCACACUUUCAGUGAUGAUGAUGGUGUGGGGCUGGCUGAGAAGAACAGCAGCUUUGACGGCUUUGAUGAGCAGAAUAACUCAAUCAUCAGUGGUACAAAGGGUCCAAAGUCAAAGAAGAAAACUGGCAAGCAGAAUUCUGCACUGGAGCAGAAGGGUACAAAGAAAACCAAGGCUCCCAGAGCAGCCAAGGCUGAAAGGAGCAAAAGCCCCCGGCAGAAUUCGAGGUCGACCAAAAAGAUAAAAGCUCUACUAGAUGGGAAGGCUGCUAAAGGUCAAGCAGGAGGCUCCAAGACACCCCCAAAAUUCCGAAACAACUUGAUUUCCGCUGCUCAGUCAGUGACAAAUACCAUGACUGGAUCUCUCACCAGAAUGUCUGGGGAUUGGCCCUCACUGAAGGAGUCAGGCACAGGUUGGUCUGAAGGCAGCAGCAACCUUCUAGGUGAUGAUCAACGGGAGUUCGAGGAGCCUUCCAACAUCCUGUCCAAUAUUGCAUCUGGCAUGGCCGAGGUUCAACGGUUCAUGAUGGCCUCCAUCGAGCCGCUGUGGAGUCCUGGGUCUGGAGUCUGCCUGCCCCCAGAGGCUAAUAGCCUGAAGUUAAAGACACUCAAAAUCUUGGCAGGUACACCACCUGAUUUAAAGAAGAAAGGCAUCGGCACCACUAACACAGGGGCAACUAGAGGAAGGAAGUCAACUGGCAGGGGGGGUAAAAACCAGGCUAAGCUCAACUCCUCCCAUCCCUUCUUCCCCCCUCUUGCACUGGACUGCAACAUGUUUGACAGGCCCAGCCUAGGCAUCCCUGGCACCAACGGACCCCCCCACAAAAAGAUGUACCGUCACAAAACCAGUGCGAAAUUCACCCGGGAUGAAAACAGUAAGGGGAAGCGAGCAGACCCAAACAAGGAUUUAGCAUUGAUGGCCUCUUUUGAAAAACUGAGGUAAUAUUAUGUAACUGUGGCUGCAGUUGCGUCCCCUCUCACUUUUCCUCCCGCUACUUGCUCAGCCCCUGUCCCCUUACUUUCCUCCCUUGUUGACUCAAUGCAAAAGCUGCAUGGCAAAGACAUUAUCCUUGACUACCCCCGCCUCCUUUUUUCCCCUGAAGAGAGCAUUAAUAACUUGCAUGAGAAACUACUUGUACUUGCAAACUACCUAUUGAGUGAUUGUGUCCAGCUUGACUGGGAUUUGAAACUACCAUGGCUGCAGUUUUUUUCUUGCUCUGUUGCUGCUUCAGUUUUUGGUUUUAUCUAGUUAUGGUUGUCUUUUGGUUUAUUUUUGUAAGAAAAGGAAAAAGCCUUGAAAACCCUUUUUGAAGCCUUUCUUGUGAUUAUGCUAUGGUUUACAAACUUUUUUUUUAGUGAAACUUGCUGCCCUUCCCCAAUAAUGUCACCCUCUUACUGUCUGCACACUUCACUACAGAAAUGCUUUAAAUGAAAACAUAAACACCCCUGUCUUAUGUACGCAGAAUAUGGAUCCCCUUCAUAUCACAGUCGGUAUUUUACAGCCUGACUCAUAUCAUGAGUGGAAAACUACGAAAUCUUGUAAAGACAGACUCACCCAUCUUUCCUUAUAGGCUGUAAGUCAGCCCAGGAGUGACGGGAAAAUGUUUUAAGUUUCUGCUGACAGCCAGACUUUUCUUAAUGCAAAAAGGGACCUUUUUGUAAUGAUUCUAUAUAUAGUGAACUUUUUCAUCUUGGUUUUCUUCUUAUUCUUGGAAUGGAAUUCUGUUAUUUGCGUCUUGACAUAAUUGCUUUUGGGGGGCCUUAAUGGAAUAGGGCCCCCAAAGAUUAAUUUCUAAGCCUGGGAAUACAUUGAAUAUUAUUUUAAAUAUGUUCUAAUAUUCUUUGUUCAGAUUCAUUUUUUGUUAAUGCAGUUGUACAAAAACAUAUGCACUAUUUGCAAAAAAGAUAAUAUUGAAAUUCAUGUGCCAAACUAUGAAUGAGUAACUGUACAGACAUUUUUUAUCUAUAUGAAUAUUGGCUGUUUUGUUUUUGGACUCUGAAGAAAGUCGGUAUUACAGAGACGUUUUGUUUUGGGACCCCCUCCAUUGACAAGCAUCUGCGGCUGGCAGUGGUAUACAGUCAAUCAUCUUACCAAAAUGGAAAGACUCGGAUUUAUUAUUAUUAUAAUUGUUUGCUUUUUACUUUGGUUACCAAAUUUAUCUUACCUCAACACCACCCAACAUAGAGAAGCUUACAGAGAAGUAAAAUGGAGUCCUGUUGAAAGCUGAGGGAAAAUGGAAAGAGUUUCCAAUAUGAGAUUUAUUGGGCAAAGCAGGGCAUCAGCCAGAAGGAAGUCUGAAGGUCUGCCACGGGGACAAGCUGCGGAUUGGACACUGCACUGAGCCCAUCUGGCCCUGUGCGGAUUGCCUUCUCUCACUCCUACCUACUGUCAAUUGAAUGUACUCCGAUGUUAUUAUUAUUAUUAUUUUUUUUUCUGUACAAGAUACCACUGUUGAGCUGCUGCUUUUUAAUGGUGCUAAUAAAGCACACAGUCACACAAACACGCACACACAUACAAAAAUAUCAAGUAAAAACUUUUCCCAGAGUCAAAAAAGGAAAUGAGAAAAAAAAUCCAAUUCUCUCUGUACCCUCUUUACGAAUGUAUAAUAUACUGUUAUGUUAUGUUUGAUGUACU